GCGCCGGGGCAGCUCCCACCGGAGGCGCUGGGGACAUGGAGCGGACCUGAGGCGGAGCCCGCACCGGCACCGGCGGCAGCACCGACACCGGGCCGGGACCGGCAGCACCGGCACCGGGAUCAGCACCGGCAGCACCGACACCGGGCCGGAACCGGCAGCACCGGCACCGGGAUCAGCGCAGCAGCGCAGCGGAGCCGAUGUCCAUGAGGAGCCCCGUGUCCCCACCCCCGGAGCUGGAUGGAGUGGGCGCCAUGGUGAACUGCGCCAUCAAGACGGAGGAGAAGAAGGAGGGCGGCCCCGAGACCCCGCCGGGGGCUGCCCCUGGUGCCGAGCCCCGGCCCCACGAGCCCCCGGGGCCACUGGCCAGGGAUGGCACCGACCCCCAGGCCCUGCCACAGGAAUCCUGCUCUCCCUCCAGGGACAUUCCCGAGCCCCGGCGCUCCGCCUUCGAGCCGGCCGGCAGCUGCCAGGAGAAGCUGGACUUCAACAGGAACCUGAAGGAAGUGAUGCCAACCAUCGAGAAGCUGCUGUCCAGUGACUGGAAGGAGCGGCUGCUGGGCCGGAACUCGGCUGAAUCCAAGGAAGUGAAAGGAACCCAGGAGAGCCUGGCAGAGAAGGAGCUGCAGCUGCUGGUGAUGAUCAACCAGCUGUCCACGCUGCGGGACCAGCUGCUGACGGCGCACUCGGAGCAGAAGAACAUGGCCACCAUGCUCUUCGAGAAGCAGCAGCAGCAGAUGGAGCUGGCCCGGCAGCAGCAGGAGCAGAUCGCCAAGCAGCAGCAGCAGCUCAUCCAGCAGCAGCACAAAAUCAACCUCCUACAGCAGCAGAUCCAGCAGGUCAACAUGCCCUACGUGAUGAUCCCCGCCUUCACCCCCGGCCACCAGCCCCUCCCGGUCACCCCCGAGUCCCAGCUGGCGCUGCCCAUCCAGCCCAUCCCCUGCAAACCAGUGGAUUAUCCGGUGCAGCUCCUGCACAGCCCCCCUCCUCCCACGCUGAAGAGACCCGCGGGCCCGGGCCACCUCCAGAUGCAGGAGACCUCGCAGCCGCUGAACCUGACGGCCAAACCCAAAGGCUCCGAGCUCCCCAGUGCCUCCAGUUCGCCCAGUUUGAAGAUGAGCGGCUGCCAGUCGCUGCCGCCGGGCCACGGGGCCAGCAGGGAGCUGCAGAGCAGCCCGUCCAGCCUCCCUCUGGGAUUCCUGGGAGAGGGCGAUGCCAUCACCAAAGCCAUCCACGACGCGCGGCAGCUGCUGCACGGCCACGGCGCCGCCAUGGAGGGGUCACUCAGCAGCCCCUACCGCAAGGAGCACGUUGGGAUCGAUUCCUCCCCGGUGAAGGAGCGGAUGGAGGAGACCCCCGGCCACCGGCUGGACGAGGCUCUGCUGAGCUGCGAGAUGGACGGCUCCCGGCACUUCCCGGAGUCCAGGAACAACAACCACAUCAAGCGGCCCAUGAACGCCUUCAUGGUGUGGGCCAAGGACGAGCGGAGGAAGAUCCUGCAGGCCUUCCCAGACAUGCACAACUCCAGCAUCAGCAAGAUCCUGGGAUCCCGGUGGAAAUCCAUGUCCAACCAGGAGAAGCAGCCCUACUACGAGGAGCAGGCGCGGCUGAGCCGGCAGCACCUGGAGAAGUACCCGGAUUACAAAUACAAGCCGCGGCCCAAGCGCACCUGCAUCGUGGAGGGCAAGCGGCUGCGCGUGGGCGAGUACAAGGCGCUGAUGAGGAACCGGCGCCAGGACGCCAGGCAGGGAUACCUGAUAGGGCCGCAGGGCAGCCAGGUGCCCCCCAGCUCCUCGGACGUGCUGUACCCGCGGCCGGUGGGCGUCCAGCUGCCCCCGCCCCUCCUGGAGCAUUACCUGCCCCGCGGCGUGGACCCCACCAUGCCCGUCAUCGUCAACACCCGCAGCCUCAAGGACGGUGACGCCGGGGACGACGGGCACUCGGUGGCCGAGGGGGACAUGUACCGCUACAGCGAGGACGAGGACUCGGAGGGCGAGGACAAGAGUGACGGCGAGCUGGUGGUGCUGACGGACUGAGGGGGCACAGGGAGGGCGGAGGGGGUGGCAGGUGCCACCACCAGGAGGGCACGGCGUGUCCUGGCGGGAUGGGACUGAGCCACGGGAGAGCUGCCCGCCUCCACAGGGGGGUCCCACGAGGGUGGGCACCUGGAAUUUUGGGUGGCAAGGGCUGGCUUGGUCUCACUUUGGUGGCGCGUGGAGCUGAGGCCACCGAGCCUGGAGAUUUGGUGACGCGGCUGCUGCGCUGUCACCCCUGAGGGGAUCUGGGGCGUCUCCCCAGAGCAUCUCCCAGCCCUGCAGCACCUGUGGGUCCCAGAGAGCCUCACCUGCGCUGCUGGGCACGGGGUGGGGACACAG
Molecule: messenger RNA, 2372 nt
Organism: Poecile atricapillus (Black-capped chickadee)
Lineage: Eukaryota; Metazoa; Chordata; Aves; Passeriformes; Paridae
Gene: SOX13
Product: SRY-box transcription factor 13
Exons: 14
Coding region: 198-2033 (611 amino acids)
Biological process (GO): cell fate commitment; regulation of transcription by RNA polymerase II
Cellular component (GO): nucleus
Molecular function (GO): RNA polymerase II cis-regulatory region sequence-specific DNA binding; DNA-binding transcription factor activity, RNA polymerase II-specific
Source: RefSeq, a predicted model, not a curated record